Molecule: messenger RNA, 3901 nt
Organism: Anguilla anguilla (European eel)
Lineage: Eukaryota; Metazoa; Chordata; Actinopteri; Anguilliformes; Anguillidae
Product: probable phospholipid-transporting ATPase IM
Exons: 29
Coding region: 230-3856 (1208 amino acids)
Biological process (GO): Golgi organization; phospholipid translocation
Cellular component (GO): plasma membrane
Molecular function (GO): ATP binding; magnesium ion binding; ATPase-coupled intramembrane lipid carrier activity
Source: RefSeq, a predicted model, not a curated record
CACACACCCAUUGUUCUAUGGGUAACGACUUCCUGGAGGGCUCAGUUGUGUUCCAGAGGGAGUGACACGCUGAGCCUUCUCCUCCAGGAAACCGAUACUUUCGAGCUUCUGACAGAGACUAAACACUGGGGAGGCUGAAGAGAGCAGGAGCGGCGUGAGAACGGAGAAGAGAGGAGAGCAGAAGCAGAGAGAUAAAUCAUGGUCAUGUAGGGGAGAGAAAAGAGGCUCGAUGAUGUCCUUCUUUGGGUUGACCUGCGGAAAGAAGAAGGAGAGAGAGGAGGAGAGAUUGCUCAAAGCAAAUGACAGAGAGUUCAACCUUUCCUUCAAGUAUGCGACCAAUGCUAUAAAAACCUCCAAAUACAAUUUGUUUACCUUCCUACCACUCAACCUUUUUGAGCAGUUCCAGAGAAUAGCCAAUGCCUACUUCCUGUUCCUGCUUGUCCUCCAGCUGAUUCCGUCCAUCUCAUCCCUCUCCUGGUUCACCACAGUAGUCCCUCUGGUCCUGGUGCUUUCCGUCACUGCAGCUAAAGAUGCGACCGAUGACAUUAACCGACACAAAAGUGACAGGCAUGUCAACAAUCGCAAAGUAGAAGUCCUCGUAAACGGAGAAUUGCGGAGUGAAAAAUGGAUGGACGUUCAAGUUGGUGAUAUCAUCAAGUUGGAAAACAACCAGUUUGUGACGGCAGAUCUGCUCCUGCUCUCCAGUAGUGAGCCUCUCAACCUGGUGUAUAUCGAGACCGCUGAGCUGGAUGGAGAGACCAAUCUGAAGGUGAAGCAGGCUCUGACGGUUACCGGGGACAUGGGAGACAACAUCCAGAUGCUGGCGGCCUUUGAUGGUGAGGUACGCUGUGAGCCGCCGAACAAUCGCCUGGACAAGUUCACCGGCACACUGACGUUCAAGGACCACAAGUACUCCCUGGACAAUGAGAAGAUCCUCCUGCGUGGCUGCACCCUGAGGAACACGGACUGGUGCUUCGGCCUGGUCGUUUUCGGAGGCCCCGAGACAAAGCUGAUGCAGAACUGUGGGAAGACCACGUUCAAGCGCACCAGUAUCGACCGUCUGAUGAACGUGCUGGUGCUGUGCAUCUUUGGCUUCUUGGCGGUCAUGUGCACAAUCCUGGCCAUAGGAAAUGGCAUUUGGGAGCAGCAGGAAGGGUCAAAGUUUACCGUAUUCCUGCCCAGGCAAGACGGGGUGAACUCCGCCUUCUCUGGCUUCCUCACCUUCUGGUCCUACGUCAUCAUCCUCAACACCGUGGUUCCCAUCUCCCUCUAUGUCAGCGUGGAGAUCAUCCGCUUGGGGAACAGCUUCUACAUCGACUGGGACAGGAAGAUGUACUACGCCCGGAGCGAUACUCCUGCGGAGGCUCGCACUACCACCCUGAACGAGGAGCUGGGCCAGAUCAAAUACAUCUUCUCCGACAAGACGGGCACCCUCACCCAGAACAUCAUGACCUUCAACAAGUGCUCCAUCAAUGGGAAGUCCUAUGGGGAUGUGUUUGACUAUGCUGGGCAGAGACUGGAAAUUACUGAGAAGACGGAGCGGGUGGACUUCUCCUACAACCCGUUGGCCGACCCGAAGUUCUUCUUCCACGACCACAGCCUGGUGGAGGCGGUCAAGCUGGAGAACCCAGAGGUGCACUCCUUCUUCCGCCUGCUGGCUCUCUGCCACACCGUCAUGGCGGAGGAGAAGAACGAGGGUGACCUUCUGUACCAGGCCCAGUCCCCUGACGAGGGCGCCCUGGUAACCGCCGCCCGAAACUUUGGCUGCGUGUUCCGUUCCCGCACGCCGGAAACGGUCACCAUCGUGGAAAUGGGCGUCCAGAGGAGCUACGAGCUAUUAGCCAUCCUGGACUUCAACAAUGUGCGCAAGAGAAUGUCUGUUAUCGUGCGUAGCCCGGAGGGGAAGUUGUCUUUGUACUGUAAGGGGGCCGACACCAUCGUUUUCGAGAGGCUUCACCGGUCAUGCAGCAAGCUGGCAGAAGUCACUACAGAGCACCUCAAUGAGUUUGCAGGGGAGGGGCUGCGGACUUUGGCCCUGGCCUAUAAGGACCUCGAUGAGGAGUACUUUGAGACAUGGAGAGAGCGCCACCAUGAGGCCAGCACCGCAUUGGAUGAGAGAGAAGAGAGGCUGGAUGAGCUGUAUGAGGAGAUUGAGAAGGACCUGCUGCUGCUGGGGGCCACAGCCAUUGAGGACAAGCUGCAGGAUGGUGUUCCCCAGACCAUAGAGCAGCUGUCAAAGGCCAAAAUAAACAUCUGGGUUCUGACAGGCGACAAACAGGAGACGGCAGAGAACAUCGGUUACUCCUGCAACAUGCUGCGGGAGGAGAUGAACGAGGUGUUCAUCGUGGGCGCCAACUCCUCCGAGGAUGUGAGGGAGGAGCUACGGAGUGCAAGAUUGAAAAUGAAGCCUGGGGCAGAUGAAGAGCCAUUAAUCAUGGCUAGGGGAAUUCUGGGUAAAAAAUUAAAGGUGGUCCACGAUGAAGAAGUGGAUGGAGAGUAUGGGCUUGUUAUCAACGGACACAGUUUGGCCUACGCUCUGGAGAAGAGCAUGGAGAUUGAGUUUCUGAGGACGGCCUGCAUGUGCAAGACGGUGAUCUGUUGCCGGGUAACGCCCCUCCAGAAGGCCCAGGUGGUGCAGCUGGUCAAGAAGUACAAGAAGGCCGUGACGCUGGCCAUCGGGGACGGCGCCAACGAUGUCAGCAUGAUCAGAGCGGCUCACAUCGGCGUGGGCAUCAGCGGGCAGGAGGGCAUGCAGGCGGUGCUGUCCAGCGACUACUCCUUCGCCCAGUUCCGCUACCUGCAGCGCCUCCUGCUGGUGCACGGGCGCUGGUCCUACCUGCGCAUGUGCAAGUUCCUGCGCUACUUCUUCUACAAGAACUUCACCUUCACCUUCGUGCACUUCUGGUACGCCUUCUUCUGCGGCUUCUCCGCACAGACGGUCUAUGAUGAAUGGUUCAUCACCUUGUAUAACCUGGUCUACACGGCCCUCCCUGUACUCGGUAUGAGUCUGUUUGACCAGGACGUAAACGACCGCUGGAGCUUCCAGUACCCACAGCUGUACGCCCCGGGCCAGCUCAACCUGUACUUCAGCAAGACGGCGUUCGUGCGCUGCGCCCUGCACAGCGGCUACAGCUCGCUGGUGCUCUUCUUCAUCCCCUACGCCGCCAUGUACGACACGGUGCGCUACGACGGCAAGGACAUCGCCGACUACCAGUCCUUCGCCAUCCUGGCGCAGACCUGCCUGCUCAUCGCCGUCUGCAUACAGCUGGGUCUGGACAUGUCCUACUGGACCGCAGUGAACCAGGUCUUUGUGUGGGGUAGUCUGGCCAUGUACUUUGCCGUCACCUUCACCUUUUACAGCAACGGCAUGUACCUCAUCUUCACCGCCUCCUUCCCCUUCAUCGGCACAGCCAGGAACACUCUGAGCCAGCCAAACGUGUGGCUGACCAUCCUCCUGACGACCAUCUUGUGUGUGCUGCCGGUGGUGGCCUACCGCUUCCUGCUCAUCCAGCUAUGGCCAACCAUCAACGACAAGGUGAUGUUGAAGGUUCGGGAGGCGAAAGCGGCUCCGCCCCCUCCCCCGCCCCGCACGCGAAUCAGACGCACCAGCUCCCGGCGCUCCGCCUACGCCUUCUCUCACGCCCAGGGCUACGGCGACCUGGUGACCUCAGGGCGGUUCCUCCGGCGGCCGCCUCCCCCGCGCCGCUCGGCCGGGUUCAGCCCGACAAGCCGGGCCACGGGCCUCAUCCACGCGGGGCGCUCUGGAGGGUACAGCCCCACGGCUCGGACCCAGAACUCCAGGGAGCCCGAAACCUCGCUACAGAUGUACCGGACUGUCAAGGAUCCAGUGUCCUGAACUCCCAUCCAGGGAACCAUAGCCAGAUACCGGUUCUGAACCUGU